Messenger RNA from Thamnophis sirtalis, 1132 nucleotides. The record is from RefSeq and is a predicted model, not a curated record. NCBI's taxonomy places the organism in Eukaryota, Metazoa, Chordata, Lepidosauria, Squamata, Natricidae.
UCUCCCAAUCUGAGUUUCCCAAAAACAUCAGCUCUUCAUCAUGGCCUGGUCUCUGCUCUUGGCCUUCUUCUUCUUAUGGUGCCCAGGGGCCAAUUCAGAGUAUACCUUGACUCAACCUGCGGCACAAUCGUUUCCUAUGAGACAAGCUGCAAAGAUCUCAUGUACCAUGAGCCGAGACAGCCAAGUGGGCGGCUAUACCAUAUUUUGGUACCAACAGAAGGGUGGAGAGAGACCCAAAUACCUUCUCUAUAAUACUGGCACGAACGGCCGGUUCACAGGAUCCAAGGACACCUCGGCCAAUGCAGCCUAUUUAUCCAUUUCAAACCUCCAGGCUGAGGAUGAGGCUGAUUACUAUUGUGGUGGUGCUUACGGCGGUGUCGGCAACUGGAGGUUUCACAGUGAUAAAUUCAUAUGCAGAAUUUCCCCAAAAGAUCAACUCUUCAUCAUGGCCUGGUCUCUGCUAUUGGCCUUCUUCUUCUUAUGGUGCCCAGGAGCCAAUUCACAGUAUACCUUGACUCAACCUGAGGCACAAUCGUUUCCCCUGGGACAACCAGCAAAGAUCUCAUGUACCAUGAGCCGAGAUAGCCAAAUAGGCAGCUAUGGCAUCUAUUGGUACCAACAGAAGGCUGGAGAGAGCCCCAAAUACCUUCUCGCUGAUAGGAACAGCAACGGUCGAUUCACGGGGUCCAAGGACACCUCGGAGAAUGCAGCCUAUUUAACCAUUACAAACCUCCAGGCUGAGGAUGAGGCCGAUUACUAUUGUGGUGGUGGUUACGGCAGUGGCAGCAACUGGAGGUAUCACAGUGAUAAACUCACAUGCAGAAGAGCCAAUUCACAGUAUACCUUGACUCAACCUGCGGCACAAUCGUUUCCCCCAGCACAACCAGCAAAGAUCUCAUGUACCAUGAGGCAAGACAGCCAAGUAGGCAGCUAUAACAUAUCUUGGUACCAACAGAAGGCUGGAGAGAGCCCCAAAUACCUUCUCUAUGAAACUGGCAGAAACGGCCGGUUCACGGGGUCCAAAGACACCUCGGCCAAUGCAGCCUAUUUAACCAUUUCAAACCUCCAGGCUGAGGAUGAGGCUGAUUACUAUUGUGGUAGUUAUUACAGCAGUGGCGGCAACUGGUGGUAA